UCAGAUAACGCUUCCGCCAGGCAUCGACCAGACCAGCCACUAGGUGCCAUAGAGAAGGAAUAAAGAGCAUUCAGCAGCGCUAACGUCCUUCGUGACUCGUUCAAACACCGAUAUCUGCCGCAAUUGUUGACCUUCCCUCGCUGCCGACAAGAUGUGGUGGAAAUACAUCGUGGAAAUCACCAACGAGUACAAGAUCCUGCGGGGCAUGAUUUCGUACUCGGCGCUCUGGCCCCUCGGUUGCCUGAUCCAGCAGACGGUAAUCGAAGGCAAGCGGCUGCACAACUACGACUGGUCGCGCUGUCUGAGGUACAGCCUUUACGGAACUUUCGUUUCCGCCCCGAUGCUGUACACGUGGAUGCGUUGUGCAAACAUUAUGUGGCCCCGAACAGACUUCCGGUCCUCGCUAGCCAAGGCGUUCACCGAGCAAGGCGCGUACGACCCGUUCGCCAUCGUGUUCUUUUUCUACGGAAUGAGCUUACUGGAGCGAAAGCCGCAGCAGGCGGCCCGCGACGAGGUGGUGGCCAAAUUCUGGGACACCUACAAGGUCGGAUUUUUCUACUGGCCCGUCGCCCAGACGUUCAACUUUUCGGUCAUCAAGCCCAAGAACCAGAUCGUCGUGGCUGGCUUUUUCAGUCUAAUCUGGACAACGUUUCUGGCGUUUGUCAAGACGAAGGAUAAGCCUCAAGCAGUAGCGGUGCAAUGAGCGGCACAAGCUUUUUUGGUAGUGUAGUGUGAACGUGUCGGGAACACGUUAAUUUAGCCGAAACCGAAACCGAAUUCCGUCCUUGUUCGAAAGUUGUUCGCGGACGAAGUAGCAAAAAAACGAAUUGUGUUAAUAAACCAUUAACGUAGGGACUACCAUCCCACCG
Messenger RNA from Anopheles cruzii, 869 nucleotides. RefSeq names its product mpv17-like protein. The record is from RefSeq and is a predicted model, not a curated record. Bases 152 to 703 code for a protein of 183 amino acids. The transcript is spliced from 3 exons. Lineage: Eukaryota; Metazoa; Arthropoda; Insecta; Diptera; Culicidae. Gene Ontology annotation, cellular component: membrane; cytoplasm.